GUCUAGCUACUUUGGAUUAAUUUCAUUGGUCUCAUUUUUUUAGUAAAUUAAAAUGCUUCCAUUUAAUGGUUCUUCUCUAAUAUUCGCAUUUUGAACAGUGAAUUGUGCGUAAAACGGAUUUUUUAUUGAAUUAUCGAACAUAUUAGUAAUGUACUCUUUCGUAGAACGGAAACGAUUCAUUAGCAGACAUAUUUUUAUUUUUCCGGCCCUUCAUAAGAGGUGUAUACUCAUAGGAAUAAAAGGUUAUCAAAUGUGUUAAUGGAGAUUAAUCCAGUGAAUUAAAAUUAAAACAAAUACAGCGUGGUAAAUCGUGUAGUUGGAAAGUGGCAAUUUUUCCCAAAAUAAAUCAAGGCGAAUGAAAAAGGUUGCGCAAAAAUUAAAUCUUUUUGGAAUGUGUUGGUGUGUACAUGGAAAUAAGAAAUAAAUAAGUGUGCGUUAGGACAAACAAAAGGCUGCCCGAUAGAAUAUCAAAACCAUUGCAAAUGGUUUGUGUUUAAAAAAGUGAGGGGGGUAGUAGACCAGACUGAAAGCUUGGCCAGUUUUCCCUUUUACGAGUGCCUAAAAGGCAAAGCAACCUGCUCGUGAGUCGUAAUCGAAAAUGUAGGAUUGUUCAGUAAAACCCCGGGAAAUAAAUCGUUUGUAUUGGCGAGGGCCAGGCGUAUGCUGAUCGAAUCGGUUAAUAGGAUCAGUUGCAGUGUAUUCGAUGGAGAUUAUUCACGUUUGAGCAAAAUGUGCGAAUGCAUUUCUUGGUGGAUAAAUUUCAUUCAACACCGACAGUCUUCGUCUAUGCCUCUGGAUAUCUGUACAACACGCUCGAAAUGAAAAUAGGAGAAAGUAUGGAAACCAACAAUUUAUGCUUUGGUAGCUUUUGGCAGCAUUGGUGAUGUGUAUGUGAAUGAUAGUGAAAAUGCUGUGCCAAGAAUAGAAAAAGCUAAUACGUUAGUGCUAUACCUGGCCAAAUUAAAAUAGUUGUUUGUGACGCAGAUGUGAGGUAGUGAGGUUAAAAUCCAGCGAACAUAACCUUAUAAAAGUGAAAAAAGCGAUUUUAAGGAAUCAACAUCUUCCUACGAUAGACUUUUACAUUGGCAAGGAGUGUUACGGCAGACCAAUAUGGAUAUAGGCAUCGAGCGAAACGAAGGAGGGGCUACUAUUGGUACCCUUUUUCAACACAUUGUCAACGACAUGAAGAACUCCAGUCCACUAUGGGAUGAUUUUAUUGCAAAGGCUACAAAACUGCACGCUUGUUUAAGAGCGGCUAUUCAGGCACUUGCAGCGUAUUUGGAAGCGUUUCAAAAAAUUGCAGAUGCAGCCACCAAUUCCAAGGGUGCUACGAAAGAGAUCGGCACCGCUUUGACACGAGUAUGUUUACGGCAUAAGGCAGUCGAAAAUCGUAUGAAAACUUUCACUGCCGCUAUUAUGGAUUGUUUGAUUGUACCACUACAGGAGAAAUUGGAGGACUGGAGGAAACAUGUAGCUGUUAUUGAUAAAGACCAUGCCAAAGAAUAUAAGCGUUGCCGAGCAGAACUAAAAAAACGUUCCAGCGACACUUUGCGUCUACAGAAAAAAGCUAAAAAGGGUCAGGCCGAUAAUUUGCACAUUCUGGUAGAGUCUUCUAUGCAGGAUGUUACUCUGCGGCGAAGUGAACUCGAGGAAGUUGAACGAAAAUCGUUACGUGCAAUUAUGGUCGAGGAGCGAUCACGAUAUUGCGCUUUUGUAAAUAUGCUACAGCCUGUGGUUCAUGAAGAAUGUGAGGUGAUGUCAGAAUUAAGUCAUCUCCAAGAAGCAAUGCAAUUGAUAGCAAUAGUAACAAAAGAUCCAUCUAUCUUACCGCAAGCAUCUGAAGAGUUAAUUCUAGAAUCGAAAACAAAUAUCAACCUAUAUCCUGAUUCGCCAGGUGGAUCUAAUUCCCAGGGUGGUUGUUCCAAUUCUCUAGGUUCACGCAAAAGUUCAGUAUGCUCAAUAAGCUCAAUGAAUAGUAGCAGUAGUGGAUCUCCAGGACAUCAAUUUCAGCGAUCUUUGUCACAGUACUCUCCAGCGAUUCGUUUGAAACCAGGUGAAUCUAGUGAUAGCGGAUUUUGUUCUUCGCCAGCUUUGACUUCGCAGGCCUCUACACUCGCUAGUCAGUCACAUGCCGUGUCAACUUGGCCGCCACAUACGCAGGAGGGAGCCACAAGUGUCGAUCGGCCGCACACUAUUUCAUCAGCGUACGAAAAAGGACAUCAACGACCCGCGUUGACAGUCUAUACAUUCCAAAACCCAGAAACAAUAUCCGAAAACCAAAAGUCACCUGCUAAUAUAGCGUGUCGGCCGCCACUACCAGUAAGAUGCUCAUCGCUUGAAAGGCCACUAUCGACAGCUUCAAUAAAAAAUUCCAACCCAAAUGUUCCCAGGCAAUGCCCUUCGCCGAUUCCAGCACAUAUUACCAAAGAACAUCCGCAACUACAACCCACCUACGUCAAUAUGACAGAACUGGCAUCAAUGGCUGCUACCAAAGUUACUAACAACCAUAAUAAUAAUGCAACUAAUCAGUCCCCUUCAUCGGCACAAACCCCUCUACAACCGCAAGCUGUCGGGUACCAGCAGCUACAACAACCGAAUUCACCGGUCUUAUCAUCCGCAUCAUCACUCAUAUCACCAGAUUCGUGUGCCACUAAUGCGGUCAGCUCUCCAGAUGUGUCUGCUUGUAGCACUCAAACACCGCACAAUACACCCCAGACAGGAUCACCCGAAACACCCGUCUACAGUGUGAAGAACACAGUGGCCACCGGGGAUGUAGGCGUGCUAGAAAGUGGGUUAUCUUCAGUUGUAGGCGGAGAUAUCCCAAGUAGUCCAAAGCUCACAGCAACAAUCGAUGACAGUGAAAAUAAUAUUGCUUGCAACAAGCCUCCAUUGACAGCAGCUUCUGAUGUCCUAGAUGAUAACCCUGCUCAGACUCACAUUAAUAACCAAUUUGAAUUCGCCACAGAUACAUAUAUCCUUAAAUCUACCGGUUCAGUUCUAGAAAAAACAUCAAUGUUCGAACAACAAAUCAAUAGUAAUCAACACCAGCAGCAAGUUUCGCACAACCCCACGGUGCGACAUGAAAACAUUUAUGGACAUAAAGGCGAGGAUAUUUACAAAAGUGCGACUUUGCUAGCAGCAGAUCGAGAUUCAGAUCGAAUCGACAAAGAAACGAUUGAAGAACUUAACAUUUUAAUCGGUGAAUUAGACUUAUUUCAAAAGGAGCACGAACUGCGAUUGGAAGAGGACUCGCAACCGAUACAGUCACUUAAAAAUAGUCUCAAUUACUCAAACAACAGUGGAAAAUUCUCAUCGGCUAAUAGUGAAUCGACAGGUAGUGAACGCAAUGAUAAGAUCUCUGUAUCAAGUUCGAUGAAUAUCGAUGGAAUGAAUAUGUCACUAAACAGCACUAAUGUGGGUACUGAAUAUCUCUUCCACUGCAGUGAUAGUGAUAUUGCCAAAAGUGAGCAAUUCAAUAGCGAUUCAAUAGAAUACCCAAGUACUGGUUUCGAAAACCCUUCCUUCAUGCAUCUCAAUGACUCGGAAAUAGUCGUAAUGCGUCAAAACGACUUUGUCAAUGUUGAUCCGGAAAACUAUUAUAGCCAAAAUAUGAGCGAAGUCGUAGUUCUGCGAUGCAAGGAUAUUACCAAUGAUUCAGUCAGAGUAGAUGAUGCCUCCAGUAUCGACAGCCAGCAGCGUCUCAGUUCUUUCAAACUCAAUAGUUCUCGAUCCGCAUCGCCAGCGUUAUCGUCCUUUGGUGUUUCUAGAUCACCUACACCAUCUUUCUCGGUGCCACCAAGCAGUGCUACAACUCCCACUAUUACGUCACCACAGCAUAUUAGUGUCCGUAGCAACAGCAGCAAUAAUAUCAACAACAACAAUCAUGUGAUAAAUCAUCCUCAACCACAGCAACAAACUUUGCAGCAAGUCUUCUCCAAUGGUAAUCAGAAAUGUUCGUUGAUGUCAAUCCCUUCAGAUGAACGCAUUAAUAGAAUUAAGCCUGCCAUCACACCGCGACCCGCAUCGUUAACUGGAACCAGUCGUGUUGCCAGGAGAUCGUCUGUGAAUACUGUUAAACCACCACCGCCAGUGCGCCGAAGCUCCAGUGUUACUCCAAAUCCCAAUCUAGGGACUAGUUCUCCAAAUCUUGUCCAGCAGAGUAUUGUGUAUACCUCAUCAGAAAGCUUGCCGCCCCCACCUGCAUAUUUGCUUGAUAGUAAUGCUGGACAUUCUCCGGUUCCAGGAAACGUAGCGGGCACGGUAAAAGCUCUGAAUGAAAUCCGACAUAAACCUGCUAGUCCCAGUGUUUUGCGACGUAUCCCUCAUAAUAUGCCGAAUCAACAACAGUCAUCAACCCUGCAGCAUCCUAUCAAUGUAUUAAGUAGCACGCUUAUACCUGAAUCCAGUACUGCACUGCCUUACACAUCACAAUUUUCUCCACCAAAUUCUGCUUCAUAUUCCACAACUAGUGGUGGUAGCCCUAACAUGUCAGCGAAUCGAACUUCGAAGUCAGUACAUCAUCAACAAGGCAUUUAUGCACAGCCAAAACAGAUUACGAGCAUGUCCAGUUUUCGUGCAACAAGCCCAGGGCCACAAAAACAAAAUAGUGGAUUACUAGCGCAAUUAAAUGCUCGAAUUAAUCCUGGUAAAACUCAGCAGCAGUCAUCCCCCCAACACUACCAAUCGCAGCAGCAACAACAGUCCUACACUUAUACAACGGCGCCUUCGAAUGAAUCGUUAUUUCAAAGAAAUCAAGCGGAGCAGCGUGGUACUCCCAAUAUUGCAAAUCAGCAGCAACCACAAGCAUCAUCUCUGGGGAUCUAUUCAUCAGCUCAGCAUAGCCAAGUUCAACAUCAGCAACAAACUUCGCAUUACCACUAUCACCAACAGCAACACCAUUCUACAUCCAAGAGCAGUGGCAAUCAAAGAGACGAUUAUCAAAACCGUACUAAUAGUGGCAAUGCUAGCAACACCAGUAAUGUACUUGCAAAAACAAGUGCCGGUUUUCUGGAAAACCUAAAUGCAAGACUGGCCGAACAGAGACUCUCUGGAAAAGCGUUUGCGGUGCGAAAUCUCAUCAACAGUAAAGCAUUGCCGGAUCCCCGCAUUUGCCAUGAAUCACUUAUGGAUCAAAUCAAACGGGGUGCGACACUGAAGCGAAAUCGAACAAUCAACGAUCGAAGUGCACCGAAAAUUCAUUAGAAGGGAGUCUACGAAAAUUGAAGCCAAAUAAUCCCUAGUUUCUUUAAGUUGAGGUGAAUAUGUAAAUGUUCCAUGUGCUCGUUGGUUGAGUAUAUCUCAAACCGAUAAUGUUUUAGCCUUCGGUUACUGAGAACUAAAUUACGUACAGAUUUAACGAAAGUCAGCAAAGAAAUUGUAAAAACAUGGAAAAAUACAUUUUGCGCUAGACGAUAAAAUGAUCGAGACGAUAUCUAUGCAUAUUAAGUUCCAACUUCUAAAAAUAAUGACUAACGAAAAGAAGGCAUGUCAGUAAAAUGACAAAGUUACAUAUUUAAAAUGUUAUCUAUUUACUAAUAUGUAUUUAACAACUUGGUUUAAUAUUUAUAAACGUAUUAGCUAGAGAUGCAGGAUAGGAUAUCAUGUCAAAGAGAAAACAAAAAGGUUGAAUGUAGCCUUUACACGAGCCAAUUUUGCAAGUAGGUAUCACUUGGAUACAAAAGCUACUGUUUCUAGAUAAGCAUCUCCUUCAAACAGUUGUACAUGCAUAAAAUGCUUUUAUUUUAGCAAUCUGUCCUUGAUCAAGGACAAUUUUACAAUAACAAUGCAUAUAUACAUAUUAUACUCCUGUAAUUCAUACCAAAGGAACUUUUAUUUCAUUUUUCACUAAACUUUUGAACAAACUAAUGUUUUAGCAUUGAAAUAACAGAACUGAUUCGAAAAAUAUCAUUUUCUCUCUGCGAAACGCAAAGCACUGAACCAACAAAGCUAAAACCACUCUUAUAGGAGUCGUUAAAACAUUAUCAACAAGGUAAGAAGCAAAAACUAUAUCAAUUAUUAUCAACUAUGGUACUGAAGAUAUACAUGAACCUGUAAAUAAUCUGCAUAAACAGGUGAUUUUACCUUCUUGAACGAUAUCUUUAGAUCUCCUAGAAUGAUGAUAAAAAAGGAGAUGAAAACAUUAAAUGUCGUCCAUUAACUUUUAGGAGAACACAUAAUACAAACGUAUGCAUUAUCGCAUUGAAAGCUCAACCGGGAAGCUCUAUAAUAAAUUCCUAACUUUGUCGAUAUUGUGCGAAGAGAAGGACGCAAAAAGGCUGAUUUUUUGCAAUUCAAUUUAUUUAUCAUUCAGUUGUACUUGAGCUCCUUUCGUAUAAAACGUGAGAAGAUAAAAUUUUUGUUUCAAACUUUAUUCAAAAAUUCCUACGCCGCAUCACCCCAUGCGUUAUUAAUCGACCUUCUUUUCCUCAUCAAGGAAUGUUCUGGGAUAAAAAAUCUUACUUUUACUACCUGUUCUUAUAAUUAAUAAGAUCGAAGUGUGAAAGUGGAAAAGAAUUCGUACCGUUGUUUUUUUAUUUUGACUAUCUAUCACGUAAUGCGUCUUCCACGUUGCACAACAAAAUUUCAAACAAGUUUUCCAAAUGUCGACACACAAUUCUUUCUUUCUUGACUCCUAAUUUACUCAUCAAUAGAGGCUAAAUUUACUACAAGCAGAACGUUAAGUUUUCUACCAAUUAGUUAUUUAAUCAAUAUUUAUUAUCAAACUAUAAAAACAAGCGGAGUUUGCACUACUCUACUUUGAUGGAAUCUCGAAUAGCACAUUGAACUAAGUACAUAUUACUAAAGCCAAAAGCUUUAUUUUUGCUUCUCUUGUAUAACUAUUAUGAUGCGAAUAAUGUAUAUAAGUAUUAAGCUACCGACUAGGUUUAUUCCCGGGGUAAUUUAUUCAGUCUAUAGUAAAUCAGCUUUCUUUUAGCAUCUUAACGGAAUCUGAACUGUAAUUCCCAAAGACAAGGAAAAAAAUACAAAAUUCAAACAAACAGCAAAUAAAACAAUAACUACUAGAUAGGUGAGCCGUACGUGAAACUUUACGAAAUAUUAAACACUACUAAGGCAUCACCACGAAUAAUGAUUAGGUUACGCGGCUGGUAGAAAUAUCACAUAUACACAUAUAUAUUUUUAUACAAAACACGAACAUUAUUAGUACGAGCGUUUUUUUCUGUUUUUUCGGGUAGUAACAAUAGUAACGACUAUCGGUGAAAUUAUAAUGUUCAAUUUAACUAUACACUAUGAACGGUAACAUUAUCAUGAAAAUAUAUCGCUGUAAUCUAAAACAAAUAUACUGAAUACA
This is a messenger RNA of Sabethes cyaneus, 7309 nucleotides long. RefSeq names its product dual specificity protein kinase splA (gene mim). The record is from RefSeq and is a predicted model, not a curated record. The transcript has 19 exons. NCBI's taxonomy places the organism in Eukaryota, Metazoa, Arthropoda, Insecta, Diptera, Culicidae. Gene Ontology annotation, molecular function: actin binding; phospholipid binding. Gene Ontology annotation, cellular component: cytoplasmic side of plasma membrane; actin cytoskeleton. Gene Ontology annotation, biological process: cell projection assembly; plasma membrane organization. The coding region runs from base 1111 to 5202 and encodes 1363 amino acids.